Molecule: messenger RNA, 1338 nt
Organism: Alternaria burnsii
Lineage: Eukaryota; Fungi; Ascomycota; Dothideomycetes; Pleosporales; Pleosporaceae
Exons: 6
Coding region: 1-1338 (445 amino acids)
Molecular function (GO): oxidoreductase activity, acting on paired donors, with incorporation or reduction of molecular oxygen; heme binding; iron ion binding
Source: RefSeq, a predicted model, not a curated record
AUGUUUCUGGGCGGACGACAACCAUACGAGAUUCAUAAGCUCCACCAAAAACACGGCCCAGUUGUGAGAGUCGCCCCAAACGAGCUGUCUUUCAAUACGUACAAGUCAUGGAAAGACAUUUAUGCAAAACGGGUUGGCCAUAAGCCAUUCAUCAAGAGCGACUUCUAUGAUGGCGGGAAUUUUGCCGCAGAAGCUCAUUCCAUUGUCAGCGAGCGUGAUCCACAUAAGCAUGACAAAAUGAGAAGCUACCUGCGUGACGUCUUCUCAGACCAAUAUUUGAGGGAGCAAGAGAGUCUCAUUAGCGACAACAUCGACCAUUUUAUCACCCGAAUUGGGGAGAAAGGCUCCUCGAUCGACGGUGUAGAUAUCGUCAUGUGGUUCAAUCUUGCCACUUUCGAUAUCAUUGGAAGCUUAGCAUUUGGUGAGUCUUUCGGUGGUAUCAGUUCUGGAUCUGAGCAUUUCUGGGUAUCCAUCAUUGUGAAAAGCCUGAGAUUGGGUGCAUUAGCCGACACUUUUAAGCGAUUUCCUUGGCUUGGAUACUUUGCCCAGAAAGCCUUCUCGGGACUGCUAAAGCAGCUCAUCAAGGACACUCGGAAGCACGAGCAAUAUGCAAUGGACCUGAUUAGAAGGAGGAUCGAACAAAGCAGCACGCGAAAAGACUUUUUGACUAAAAUGCUGCAAGGUCGCGACAAUGACGGCAUUUCAGAUGUUCAGUUAGCAGCACAUGCCUCAGACUUUGUUAUUGCAGGAAGCGAGACGACUGCAACAGCUUUGGCUUGUAUAACCUAUCAUUUAUUAAAGUUUCCAGAGAUAGGAUUGAGGUUGCAGACAGAAGUCCGUGAGGCUUUCAACUUUUACCAGGAGAUCAAUGGAACAUCGACAACAAGCCUGCUAUACUUGAAUGCAGUCAUACUUGAAGGGAUGAGAGUAUAUCCGCCACUGCCUUUUCCUCUCCCAAGAGUUGUUCCUCAAGGAGGUGAUGUAGUUGACGGACAUUUCAUUCCAGAGGGUACCAUCGUCUCUACAAACCCAUUCGCGGCUUCGAUGUCGUCCCAGAACUUUCUCAAUCCGUGGAAGUUUGACCCAGAACGAUGGUUGACGAAAGAUGGAGAGGAUACUCUGGGAGCAAGCCAGCCAUUUUCGCUGGGCACACGAAGUUGCUUGGGAAGAAGUCUUGCUUGGCUGGAACUCAGAACAAUCCUGGCAAAGUUAUACUUCAAGUAUGAUUUGAAGUUGCUGGACCCUCAGUUAGACUGGCAUGCCCAAUCUGAGAUGCAUACACUAUGGCAGAAACCAGAGAUGAGGGUUGCAAUCAGAUCCCGUGCCGACAAGAGUUAG